UGUGGAUGAACACACACUCGCAGAACAGCACCAGCGCACACCUGUUCUACCAGCUCAGCAAAUGUCUGCAGACGCAGGGGAAGCUCAGUGUUCUGGAGGAUCUGUUUGGCCGCUUCAUGCGCUCCCUCUGCCAGUCUGUGCCGGAGCAGAUCAGGCCUCUGGAUGUACUGCGGCACAUUCUGGGGAUCCCGACCAAUCUGAGAGCGCCCAUCCUGAAGGAGGAUCUGCUGGAGGAGCUCAAAGACCAGCUGCCCUACCUGCAUCUGCUGCACUGCUUCUGGCAGGUGGUGUACGGCGGUGCUCGAGAGGCUGUGGAUGCGUUUGAGAAGGCGUUGGGAGCGGUGACGCAGCUGGAGCUCAUUCACACACUCUGGCUGGACUACCUGUCCUUCAGCUGGCAGCAGCUGUGUUCGCCACAGCCGAGUGCCCGCGAGCUGAAGAUGUUCAGUUCUCUGGUUCUCCGCUGUCUGCAGACGGUGCCCGUCCGGCUCCUGGUGCCCUUCAGCUCUGCACAGUAUUGGAGCAGCUUCAGCUUCCACAACCAGGUGGUUUCCUUCUAUCUGGGCUGCUUCCCGAAGACCCAGCAUUCCCUGAUCCUGGAGAAACUCCAGCACAUCAUGCCCACCAACACUGAGCUGGCCAUCAGGUUGCUGCAGCAGGAAUGGCAGGAUGGAAAUGAAGGAGCAGAGGCAGAGGUCAGAGGUGAGUGAGAGGUCAGAGGUCACGCACUCCUCAGUGAUCGAUGUCUGUCCCCUUUACUUUCAUUCUGUCCAACUAUUGUUUCUCCUGCAGGGUAUGCCCAGUGCACGAGUGUGUAAGAGUCUCUCAUAGGCAUAGCUCUGAUCAAGACAGAGCCCGAGUGUGUGUGUCAAAGUGUGUGUGUGUGAGUGAGUGAGAGAGACUGUGAGAGUGUGUCUGUAUAAUUGAGAGACUCUGUGUGUGUGUGUGUGUGUGUGUGUGUGUGUGUGUGUGUGUGUGUGUGUGUGUGUGUGUGUGUGUGUGCGCAUGUAGGUGGGUGGGUUGGUGCAUAGCUCUGUGUCCUGAACUGACUUUGUGUUGCUCUGGUGUCUGUGUGUGUGUGUGUGUGUGUGUGCGUGUGUGUGUGUGCGCGUGUAGUUGGGUGGGUGGGUGCAUAGCUCUGUGUCCUGAACUGACUUUGUGUUGCUCUGGUGUGUGUGUGUCUGUGUGUAUGUUUGUUUAUGUGUGUGUGUGUGUGU
Danio rerio (zebrafish) is the source of this 1217-nucleotide messenger RNA. Lineage: Eukaryota; Metazoa; Chordata; Actinopteri; Cypriniformes; Danionidae. The record is from RefSeq and is a predicted model, not a curated record.